AUGUCGCAGGAGAAGCUUAGAUCAAUGACUGUGCUCGAUCUUGUGGAGGACGAAGUUAUCUCGCAAGUGCAGCCCUGUAUUUCAGGACCAAAAAGACCUCAUGAUCGGGUGACCUUGAAAGAUAUGAAAUCUGACUGGCAUGCCUGUCUUGAUAACAAAGUUGGGUUCAAGGGAUUUGCUAUACCAAAAGAGGUACACGACAAAAAAGUGGAUUUUUCAUUCCAUGGGCAGCCAGCAGAGCUUAAGCAUGGUAGCGUUGUCAUUGCUGCAAUCACAAGUUGCACCAAUACGUCAAACCCAAGUGUCAUGCUAGGGGCAGCUCUUGUUGCAAAGAAGGCCAGUGAACUAGGUCUACGGGUCAAACCAUGGGUAAAAACAAGUCUUGCCCCUGGCUCAGGAGUUGUUACAAAAUAUCUUCUCCAGAGUGGGUUGCAGAAGUAUCUGAAUGAACAGGGUUUCAAUAUUGUUGGAUAUGGAUGCACUACAUGCAUUGGAAACUCAGGAGAUUUAGAUGAUUCUGUUGCGUCUGCCAUAGCUGAAAAUGACAUAGUAGCAGCUGCUGUUCUUUCUGGAAACAGGAACUUUGAGGGCCGUGUACAUCCGUUGACAAGAGCUAAUUACCUUGCCUCACCUCCGUCAGUGGUUGCUUAUGCUCUUGCUGGCACGUGUGUGAUUCACUGCUUCCUGAGAAAGUGA
This is a messenger RNA of Argentina anserina (silverweed cinquefoil), 696 nucleotides long. RefSeq names its product aconitate hydratase, cytoplasmic-like. Gene Ontology annotation, cellular component: cytosol; mitochondrion. The transcript is spliced from 8 exons. Gene Ontology annotation, molecular function: 4 iron, 4 sulfur cluster binding; iron-responsive element binding; aconitate hydratase activity. NCBI's taxonomy places the organism in Eukaryota, Viridiplantae, Streptophyta, Magnoliopsida, Rosales, Rosaceae. The record is from RefSeq and is a predicted model, not a curated record. The coding region runs from base 1 to 696 and encodes 231 amino acids. Gene Ontology annotation, biological process: tricarboxylic acid cycle; citrate metabolic process.